AUGUACUUGGAAUGGCAGGAUCAGCAACAAAGCAGCGUCGACGCCGCACAAACCCCAAAUAUGGGCGGACACCAUCUGCUCACAGCCGACUGUACCCACCACACCAACGAAACCAAUUCAGAAAUUGAAGAUGUGGAAGUGGGUUCUUUCUACGAGGUUGAUCAUACUAAGUUACCUACCAGAACCCCACUUCAACUCAGAUCCAUCCGACUCGUCAUGGUACUAUCUACUGAUCUGUUGAACGUGUCAGUGAGAUAUCCAAGCGUUGAGUCUCUUCAAUACUAUUUCGCCAACGGAAUCAGAGAGAGGUCGAUGUGCCCUAAACUGGACGACAAGUUCGUUAUGGGGACAAAGCUCGCCGGAAAAGCCCUUUUCAGGCAAGUCCCACCUGAGGAAUUUGCCCAGAAUAAGCAUCUAAAGGGGUUCUGGUUGGUGAACUCCGCCUCUAAUAGUUCUAAGUCUGAGGAUAAUGUCUUAUCAAACAAGGGCACAUGCUUUGCGGCGCUAAAAUGCAACGGUAUGGUUCGUUGGGGUGUUCGCCGUCGAGUCGCAUUUAUCGGCAAGCAUAGAGAGAAUCAAUCUCAAUCUGCUUACAGCUUCGUUGAAGAAGAAGAAGAGAAAGCAAAAGAGGAAGAAGUUGAAGAAGAAGAAGAGAGAGAAGAUGAUGAUGAUGAAGAAGAAGAAGAGAAAGGAAAAGAGGAAGAAGCUGAAGAAGACGAAGAGAUAGAAGAUGACGAUGAAGAAGAAGAAGAAGAGACCAAGAAGAAUCGCAAGAGAAAGCGUAGAAGAUCAAGCCUUGUUCAAAUGCCAAAGAAAUUAAUUAAACGCGAGAAUCGAAGGCAGAGUAAGAGUAAAAUUAACUAUUGCAGACAAAUAGUCCUCAGUGACCCCAAACACAGGUGGUCUGCAGAGAGGUAUAAGCUGGCAGAGAAAAAUCUACUGGAGGUAAUGAAGGCCAAGGGUGCUGUGUUUGGGAAGCCAAUUCUCCGGGCAGCGCUGAGAGCGGAGGCUCGCAAGCGAAUAGGGGACACGGGUCUGCUAGACCACCUCCUAAAGCACAUAGCCGGGAAGGUGGCUCCUGGUGGUGCUGAUCGGUUCCGGAGGCGGCACAACCCAGAGGGAACUAUGGAGUAUUGGUUGGAGAGUGCUGAGCUCUCUAAUAUAAGGAAAGAGGCUGGGGUUGAAGACCCUUUUUGGUACCCACCACCAGGUUGGAAGCCUGGUGAUUGCCCCACCCAGGACCCUAUCUGUGCCAGAGAAUUGAAGCAGCUCAAGGAACAGACUUCCAAAGUAGAAAGAAAAAUGGAUGACAUGGUAUCCAAGAAAGAGUUGGAGGAAGAACUUGCCAAGCUAAGGAGGGAGAUGGAAGAGAUGCUAUUAAAUAGGCAGCAAAAGGCACAAAGUACUCAAGCCAUUGUGGUUUCAAAUUCUAGUGUCACCAGUCAGAAGUUGAAUCUUGAUUUUUCAUUGGAGAAGUAUGAGGAACAACUAAUGACCAUUUCAAAAUUUCUAAGUGAUAUGAAGGAACAAACAAGGAAACUUAUAAGUUCCAAGGGGGAAGAAGCAACUACUACAAAGUCAGACUCAGCAUUAAUGGUGUACACAGAGUCCUGUACUGAAAAAGAGAAAAAGAAAGAAGAUAAGGCCGGCAAAGCACUGGUAGUAGUACAACAAGGAGGAGGUGAUCAGAGGAAGACAAAUACAGCAGCUGAAGUAGCAGAAAACACAGCUGCAGAGGAAAAAGCAGCAAAGCUUCAAAGGCUGAAGAGUGGGUUCAGAAUCUGCAAGCCUCAGGGGACAUUCCUGUGGCCAAACAUGGUCCAUAACAACAAAAACACCACCACCAUGUUGUCCCCUCAGGUCUUGAUCCCUACCCCACCUUCAGUCAAUUCCUCCACCCCACCUCAGCUGAUCCACCACCACCACCACCACCCAACCUUGGCCGAGAAGCGCCGUGCCGUCAAGGUCACAGUCUCCACUGUCUCUAAAACUCCCAUGUCUGAUGUUGAGGACAACAGUUGCUCUCCCACUACUACAACCUCCACCCUCAUCAACCUCAAUGAGUUACCCACUAAUUACCCUUUGCCUAUGAGAGAGAUGAGUCACUCAGAGAUGGAUGGGAGUUCUAGGAGUAGCAAUGGAACUGGAGGGGAUUAUUAUUAUAAUAAGAUUGGCUACAGCACUAGGCAGAAGGAGAGUUCAAGUUUGUCAAAGCAGCAUCAAGUGGGGACCUGGUUGGCUCUGGGUUCUCCCAACCCUGCAUUGGACUACCCUAACCGUGGAUAA
Cornus florida is the source of this 2286-nucleotide messenger RNA. Its product is annotated as protein DYAD-like. Gene Ontology annotation, biological process: reciprocal meiotic recombination; meiotic cell cycle; meiotic sister chromatid cohesion. The transcript has 9 exons. The record is from RefSeq and is a predicted model, not a curated record. NCBI's taxonomy places the organism in Eukaryota, Viridiplantae, Streptophyta, Magnoliopsida, Cornales, Cornaceae. The coding region runs from base 1 to 2286 and encodes 761 amino acids.